UCAUCUUUUUUCCAUUUAUGCUUAUUGCGAAGAACCUGGAAUUUGGUGUCCACGACUCGUGCAAAAGGGUACUUCGCGUCUUCCUGCUCUAUCAAUGUUGCCCUGUUCCAUGACGCCUGCAAAAGAAGAGGCCCUGCGAAGGAAAUGAGACUCUUACAAGUGCCAUCGGAAGUCGGCAAGCAUGCGACAACCUGCCCUACGCGUUCCUCUUGGCAGAGACGCAGCAAAUCUCAAAUCUUGCGGUCAGGUUGAGAGACGGGUGAACGAUGAUCCAGACGUCGUGCAAAGUAUCAUUAGCAUAAAGUUGGUUGCAUAAAAGAGAAUCAGAAUGCCGCUGCACAGCAUCACGUGAUCAUAUCUCUUGCCAAGGCCGCGGGAUGUCCCGAAAAGUUCUGCCAAGACCCGAAUUCUGCAAACCCACCCAAGUCGUGCACUCCCGUUCUCACCACGGUCAGCGACACCAACACCCACAACCAUCGUCAAGAUGCCGAAAGAAGUCAAGCAGAAGUCCGGCAUCAUCGUCGGUGCCAAUGCUGGCCACAAAGUCACUCCCCGCCAGCCGAAGCCGCGUGUCUCGCGCAUGAAGGGUCACUUGAGCAAGCGUACGCAAUUCGUGAGAGAGAUUGUGAGGGAAGUCUCGGGUCUUGCACCCUACGAGCGCCGCGUCAUCGAACUCCUCCGCAACAGCAAGGACAAGCGCGCGAGGAAGCUGGCAAAGAAGCGACUGGGAACAUUCGGCCGUGCGAAGAGGAAGGUGGACGAGAUGACCAAGGUCAUUGCGGAGAGCAGGAGAGCAGGGCACUAGGUGUGGUGUAUCAAGGGUGCUGUCGGUGGUCAAAGAGGUCAAUGAGCAUGGAUCAGAGGCAGGCAUACGGUUUCUAGCACGCUGCAACAGCGAACGGCCCAGUCGCUCAAGUCGCAGAGGCAUGCGUGUGUGCAUCCAACUGGUUUCACGUUGUUACCUCACUCGAAUCAACUCUUUCCGUUGCACGAUGUCGUUCUAUUGGUGGCUUUGCCUUGUGCAGUCACCGUCACCAGCCCUUGAUCUGGCCGAGCAAGCUGCCGCUGCUUCUCAUGAUUGCAGGUAUUGGAGCCUCCCUUACAUCCUGGAUCUGGCAUACCUCCGCUCGAUGGAUAACUUCCAAAUCAUUGCAGUUCCCCC
Molecule: messenger RNA, 1162 nt
Organism: Neohortaea acidophila
Lineage: Eukaryota; Fungi; Ascomycota; Dothideomycetes; Mycosphaerellales; Teratosphaeriaceae
Product: ribosomal protein L36e
Exons: 3
Coding region: 485-805 (106 amino acids)
Biological process (GO): cytoplasmic translation
Cellular component (GO): ribosome; cytosolic large ribosomal subunit
Molecular function (GO): structural constituent of ribosome
Source: RefSeq, a predicted model, not a curated record